This is a messenger RNA of Coregonus clupeaformis (lake whitefish), 2215 nucleotides long. RefSeq names its product zinc finger protein Eos. NCBI's taxonomy places the organism in Eukaryota, Metazoa, Chordata, Actinopteri, Salmoniformes, Salmonidae. The transcript is spliced from 8 exons. Gene Ontology annotation, biological process: regulation of transcription by RNA polymerase II. Bases 146 to 2005 code for a protein of 619 amino acids. The record is from RefSeq and is a predicted model, not a curated record. Gene Ontology annotation, molecular function: DNA-binding transcription factor activity; RNA polymerase II cis-regulatory region sequence-specific DNA binding.
CUAGAUAGACUAGAGCAAAGUACCAGUUAGACGCACAAUACAAACACUUGUGUGAAACAAUUUAAUACUGCAUUUACUGCAGCUUUACCUUGGGCUUCAGACAUAUUUGAACCAAAAGAAAGCUACUGCAAAGGAAACAUUUAACAUGGCAGCUGGUGAGAGAAUGAAUGCUGAUGACUGCAAUGGACAUUCAUAUAUGUCAGCCAGUGGAGGAGAGACAGCGACGGAGCGUGGUGAUUUCUGUGGAGGUCUGAGGGUUCCGACAGUGAGAACACCAAACAGUCAACAGCCCUCUCUCAACCGAUCUCUCAGUGUGAACUCUAUUAAGGUAGAACUUGACAGUGAUGAUGAGCCUGUUGGUGCUCAACAGCCAGAGAGGAGAAAAGGAGAGAGAGAUGAAGGAUGGAGGGAUGAGCGAGGGAACAAAAUAGAAGACGGGAGUGGAGAGCUGGGAGGAAGGGUGGUUCGAGGAAGUGGUUACAGGGAGCUGGCCAGUCCUCAGCCUGCGUCCCCCGGUCCCAUCCGACUGCCCAAUGGGAAGCUCCAAUGUGACGUGUGUGGAAUGAACUGUAUCGGGCCCAAUGUACUGAUGGUGCACAAGCGCAGCCACACAGGUGAGCGUCCGUUCCAGUGUACCCAGUGUGGAGCCUCCUUCACCCAGAAGGGGAACAUGCUGCGCCACAUAAAGCUGCACUCUGGAGAGAAACCCUUUAAAUGUCCCUUCUGUAACUACGCCUGCCGCCGCCGGGACGCACUCUCUGGACACAUCCGCACACACACUGUGUCCUCUCCGACAGUGGGUAAACCUUACAUGUGCAGUGACUGUGGUCGUAGCUACAAGCAACAGAGCACCCUGGAGGACCACAUUGAACGCUGCCACAACUACCUAAAGAGUCUACAGGACCAUCAGCCAGCACUCAGCACUGACCACACUGCAAAGGGCAUAGAGCCGGUGCCUGAGCCAGAGGCUGUCCUCCAGCUGUCCACUGAGAAACUGUCCUUUAUAGAUAGACUGGCUAACAGCAUCACCAAACGCAAGAGGUCCACUCCACAGAAGUUUUUGGGAGUAAAGCACAUGAGGCUCAACGAGCCUGAUAUAACUUCUGAACUGUCCCCUAGACCUGAAAAGGAUAAGGAUGUGGACCUGCACUCUGCACCCAACUCUCACCUUGAGGGAGGGUUAGUGGGGAUGGGGGGCAGGUAUCUCCGCAGGUGUGGAGGUGAUGAGGACCCUGGGUCUGAGCCCCCUCAGCUGGCCCUGCCCCUGCCCUACCCUGCUUGCCAGUCCCUGUCUGACCCCAGCCCAGUCAUCAGCUCUGUUUACAGCCACCUGACUCCUCUGGGUCUCCAGGUCAAUGGAGCUGUAGGUGGGCAUGGAGGUGGGGUAGUGGCCAGGUCUGUGGAGCUCGCUGGGCGGGAAGCAGGCGAGGGACACAAGGACAUACCCUCAGGUCACAGCCCCACGGUCAGCAAAGGCUACAACCCCAGCAACGGCCCCAGCAAUGGCUGCCAUGAUUUCAAAGACCAGUCCAACCCGGAGAGCACAGCAGAGGGGCAGCAGAGCGCCGGUGUUACAGCUCCAACCAGCAACUCCAACAACCACCACUUCCUCCCUCACCUACAGUACGUAGCCCCAGCCCCGCCCCGCCGUCCAAACCCAAAUCCCAGACACGCCCAAGACCCAGACAUAGAGAGGGAGAGAGGGUACACCGUCACCACCAUCCCCACCACUGUGAAGGGAUCGGGGAGCCCUGGUUCAGGGUCACCACCCAUCUCCAGGGAGGCUUCUAUACAGGUACAGGUGGUGGACAGGGCGGGGCGAGCGGUGCAGUCAUUCCGCUGUGAGCACUGUCGCAUGUUCUUCCUGGACCACGUGAUGUUCACCAUCCACAUGGGCUGCCACGGAUUCCACCAGCCCUUCCAGUGCAACGUUUGUGGCCACCGCAGCCGGGACUGCUACCAGUUCACCUCGCACAUCAUCCGCGGGGAGCACCUGGUGGGCUGAGGACGUGAGUGAAGGGAGGAGAGCCGGUCCCAACUGCCCUACCCCUUAGCCCUUCCCCUUCAAUGUUUACACAAAUCUGAAGGGUCUGGAUAGGUAUAAUCAGUGUACUGGUGGAGAUUUCACUGUAUUGCUUCCACAUUACAGAUCUACACACAUCAAACAGUUAGGGCCAAGGAGAAGGGAGUGGGAGCAAAUUGAGACCAGCUGGGG